CCCGACGUGACUGCCACAUCCAUGCGUAUCCGGCGGGGUAUGUAGUCUGCCAGCUGCUCGCUCAAGAGAUACUCGACCUAGUCUCGCCUGUGCAAGGCCACACCCACCCUUGACAGCCCCUCAAGCGUCGUCAACUUGAAGGCACCGGCCUGAGCUUCUACCUACAGGAUUUAAGAAACGGGAAUAAUGCUGCAUUUGAUCCACGCCAUAAUCAGAGCCCUGAGGUGCCUGCGUGGUGCCCUGCUACUCCUCGAGUACUGGGGCUACCUGAGGUUGAAGCCAUUCAGCUGGCGCGGCAGACCAAGCAUCCGGGUCUCCGACGAUGUCACUAUUGUCUGCAUAACCCUCGGCACCGAAACAAACUAUCACGAUGUUGUCUAUCGAUGGCUGGCCUGCGGCCCCAAGGAGGUCAUCAUAGUCACCAUUGACGCCCGGCUCCCGCAAAUAUCCAGGCUUGCCGACAGAAUCGGCGACCCGAGAGUCUUGGUCCAUUCUGUCCCCAAGCCGUCGGCGCGGCGACAGUACUACGAGGGCGUCCGCCGAGUCCGGACUCCAUACUUUGUCAUUGCCGACGACCGCUCGCUGUGGUCUGGCGGAACGCUCGCCCGCAUAGUCCAUCCUCUCCACGACCCCGGCAUCGGCGGCGCCACCGGGCUGCAGAUUGUCGGCCCGGCGAUCCAGGCGGGCCUGACAGCGUGGGAGAGGUUCGGGAGCCUCAACCUCGUCCGGCGCAACAUCAUGCACUCGGCGCUGGCCUACUUCAACCGGGGCCAGGUCCUCAAUCUCUCGGGCCGCCUCAGCGCGCUUCGGACCAGCGUGUUUCAAAACGACGAGUUUUACGAUUUUUUCCUCAACGAGAAGUGGCUGGGGAACCCCGUCACGACCGGCGACGACAACGCCUUCACCGUCUGGUGCGUCCGGCACGGCUGGCGUACCUGGUUCGAGACCUCGGACGAGGUGCUUCUGGUCGCCAAGGUCAGCCCGAGCUCGCUCUACCUCAAGCAGCUUUUGCGGUGGCAGAGGGACACCAUCCGAUGCUACGUUGCCGAUCUCGUCUUCAGCGUCAAGAAAUGCAAUGCACGCCAUCUGCUCCGGGCUGUGUUGAACCUCUUGGUAUACUACAUCACCGACGCGGCCACGCUCCUGGAGAUGCUGUUUCUCCUGGCCGUCGGAGUUGGGUGGUUGAGAGACAGGCACGUGUCUCCGCUCCAAUAUGAGUGCCUCAACCCUUUCUGA
Molecule: messenger RNA, 1236 nt
Organism: Gaeumannomyces tritici R3-111a-1
Lineage: Eukaryota; Fungi; Ascomycota; Sordariomycetes; Magnaporthales; Magnaporthaceae
Exons: 2
Coding region: 187-1236 (349 amino acids)
Source: RefSeq, a predicted model, not a curated record